Messenger RNA from Paralichthys olivaceus (Japanese flounder), 2925 nucleotides. Lineage: Eukaryota; Metazoa; Chordata; Actinopteri; Pleuronectiformes; Paralichthyidae. The record is from RefSeq and is a predicted model, not a curated record.
UCAGUGCAUGUGUUCUCCCCUUUCUUCUGUUUAAUCACCUUCUUCUUCUGUUUUUCUUGUUCUGCAGGAGAUCAGUCAGAUUUGGGUUAUAACUCGCUGUCCAAAGAGGAGGUUCGGAGAGGAGACCCCAGUGCCCAGGACGCUGCCCCUGACAAGGAUGAAAAGAAGGAGAGCGACUGCAGCUCCUUAUCUGAGACGGAGAGCGCCAAAGGAAGUAAAGACUGCCUCCCUCAGCUGGACGUGGAGGUUCACUCCUCUUUCAAACCGCGGGGCAUCGUUCGCAGCAGCUGUGCAUUUGACGACUCGUCCUGUAAACCCAAGAGCUCUGUCAGCACAGGCCAUGUCGCAGGUCUCCUCUUCACGUCCUCCCUGGAUGAGAUCGGCGAGGUCCGGACCAACAGUUUGCUCAGGAGACACAGGAGCGCUCUGGAAGAGGUGGUUGGCAGUGCCAGCAGCGGCUCGGCUCUGGAGUGGCAGGGGGUCAGGGGUAGCUGUCUGAGUGGAGACACAGUGGGCAGCAGUGGCAGCGGCACCACCGUCCUCGGCCUGGGCAUGAGCCAAGGUGAAACAGACCCAGACAAGAUCGCAGGUCACCUGGGCGCCGAUGCCAAAAUCCUCUCCGGUGCCAACUUCAGUCAGAGUAAGAGGCCGCGUUCGCUGGCUUUUGGUGGAUCAGAGGGCGCUGCUGCUAAGACUGGCGCCGCCAGACGUCUGGAUCACAGGGAGGAGGAAGAGGAGAUGGAGGGACAGGACUCCAGUGAUGAGGACAGAAGUAACACAGAGGCCAUCUUUGAUUUGGAGGAUCUGGAUUUAGACAAGCCUGCGACCGGGCCUGGCGUCAACACUCAUCAAACCCACAGACAUAAGAAACUCGUGGAACGCAGCGCCAGCUACGGUGCCAUGAGCCCCGGGACGUCCAGAGGAGCCGUCAAACGCACAGGUAUUGAGAUGGGCUACGACCCUCUGUCGCUGCUGGCGGCAGAGUCCCAGUCCAAGCAGCAGGAUGAGGAUCAGUACCCAGAAGGUGAUGAGGCGAGCACGCCAAGCUCCGGCAGGCACCUGGCCAGGGAGAUAGAGCUCUACAUGAACCACAUGGGCAGCCCAAUGACCAGCCGCACACCCAGUCUGGACCUGCAGGACCCAGUCAGCCCCCUCCUCCUCCAUCCCUCUUCAAUCUCUGGCCCCCGCAGAGCCAGCCUGCCCCACAGCUCCUCCCUCAGGACAACUGGAGUACCACGCUCUCGCACAUACCACCCGCCCUCGCCCUCCCAGCCCAUCUCACGCCAACGUCUGUGGUCGUCGCCCCCACGUCGCAGCUCGAGCACCACCCCCAGCCCCAGCCCUCGACCCAGCCCCUACAAAGACAGGGCGGACAGGAUGAGCCUGGCGACACCUUCACCGUCCUCCUCCUCCUUCGCUCUUGACACUCUGCUCACACCAACGCUGGAUGUAUUCAAAACCAGUGUGGUCUCUGCUGGGAAGGGGGUGGCAGAGAAGGCGAGCCGCUGGUACUCUCGUCUGGCCACCUACACCACACCGACCAAGGACGGUCACAGUGACCGUCUGAGUGUUGGGGAUCCAGACGGCUCCUCCCUGCUGGAUGAGGAAGACUGUGGGGCGUCGGAGCACUCUGUGGUUUCUCCACAGAGGAACGGCCCCAUUGGUCCCUCAGGACCCCGCAGGAGCCCCCGACGCAGUCCCCUCCGCAGCAGACUGGACAGCCCCUCUGCAGGUUCCUGCCAUAUGAGACCCACGUCUCUGCUGCCCGGAUGCGUCCUCUCGCCCCCGGGCUUCCCUCUGCCGGACAAGUCGGACGCCAGCUCCUCACACUACACCAGCAACACCAGCAUCUUCAACAACUACGCCAUGGAGCUGCUGAUCUCCAGCUGUUCCCGCUGUAAGACGUGCGACUGUCUGGUGUACGACGAGGAGAUCAUGGCCGGCUGGACGGCGGACGACUCCAACCUGAACACCACCUGCCCCUUCUGUGGAAACCCCUUCCUGCCUUUUCUCAAUGUGGAGAUCAGAGACAUGAGAGGACCCGGCAGACUUUUCCUGAAGGGCAGUCCAUCAGUGGACGAGGCAAUGACAUCAUCGUACUCCGCCUCAACGGGUUUCGACACAGGGACGUCCACCUUGUCCACACCCUGUCCCGCAACAGCUGUCUCCCCUCCCUCCCCCGUGAUAGCUGUCCAGGAGUGUUCUGGAGACGGAAGGACCAGAGCAAUCGGGCCUCAAGGUAUCAACAUCCCCUCAGUGGGCCGGCAGGGGGUGCCGUCCCCUGGAGCGGCCAUGGCCCGUAGCGUCAGCGCCUUUAAUCCUCUGGAGGAAGCAUCCCGACCCAACCGCUGUGUGCCGACGUCAGGCAGCCUGCCCAGCCGUCUCAAUGAAACAUCAGAUCCGCUGAACAUGGAGUGGCGGCUCCACAACCCUGAGCCAGUGACCGUUCCCUACCUGAGUCCGCUGGUGCUGUGGAAGGAGCUGGAGAGUCUGCUGGAGAACGAGGGCGACCCGGUGAUCACGGAGGCCGACAUGGUGGACCAUCAUCCCAUCAUCUACUGGAACCUGGUGUGGUACUUCAGACGGCUCGACCUGCCCAGCAACCUGCCCGGACUCAUUCUCACGUCUGAGCACUGCAACAGAGACUCUCAGGUUCCUCGUCACUGGAUGUCGGAGGACAGUAAACACGUGUUGAUCCAGAUCCUGUGGGACAACCUGAAGCUGCACCAGGACCCCAUCCAGCCCCUCUACAUCGUCUGGAACACCUUCAAUGUUGGUUACCCUCUGUCCCGGCCGGUCCCGGAGGAGGAGAAGCCGUUCAGCGAGGAGUUGCUGCAGAGCGUGGUGAAGAGCAUCCAGAGGAACGACAUCAGCCGGCCAAUGGCUCAGCUGCUGCAGCUGCUGGGUCAGACGCUCGGGGUCAAA